UCAACAUCAUCGACGGGAGUGUACACUGUGUAGUCGCGUCCUGUAUACAUGUGUACAUGCUGACGGGAAGGUCUGGUACAGAGCACGGCAUGGCAGGGUAAGGAGGGCAUCGAUCACCAUGAGCAAUAUGAAAGUAUGGACAUCGAUUGCCUGUUCCCUUCCGCGGCGACAACAUUCCCAAGGGAGGGCCAGUCCGCUUCUGCAGCUGUUCAAUGGAUAUGCAAAGUCGCAGUCAACGAGGACAUUUGCGCAGUGGUCGAUUGAGGCCCUUUCGAAUACACGACGAUAUCGAUACGACAAGAGACGCGACCUAACCGCCCUGUCGAGACCUGCAACGGCCGCCUUCUCUACGCCAUCGUGUCUCGCAGCUCGUCCAAACGGUCAGACAUCGCGGAAGAAAGUUGCAAAUUUGAGGCUAGCCGCCGCUCCUCCGCGACAGACAAAAGCUGAUACAGUAAAGGCCGCUGCUGCGACUUCGGAUGCCAAGUUGGAGCCUGCGCCAACCACAGCAUCCCAUACGGAAGGGGUGGAAAGAGAGCCGUUGACAUGGCGGGACUACGACCCCGAAGGAGGGAUGCCGCUUCCCGGUGGAGAGCGAAGUCAGUCAGAGAUCAAUGCCAUAUUCAAUGGACGAGACGUGGAUGUUGAUACCGGCAACUACAUCCUCAGCGUCAUGCAUUGGAGGAGAAUGUCGGGCGCUCUGAUCGAUGUGGGCUUGGACUUCCCAUCAGAGAGUGGAGUGACGCGAGAGCAGGCUCUUCUAGGACUGGAGUUUUUACGCUCUCAAUUGCCAAAUGUGGACGAGGCAGACAACGGCAGUCAGUGGGCGCAGGAAGAGGAGCAGAGGUUGCGGGACGAGCUCGCAGCACGCGCUGUCAAACUUGGCUUGUACAAGCCUACAUCUGAGGAUCUGGCUAAGGAAGAAUACGAGGAGGAGCUUGAAAUGUCUGACCAAGGGACCGAAGCUGGCAGGUCAAGGUCCGGCGAGAGUGUGCUCCAGGCUAAUGUGAAAGCCAAUAAGGCUGCACAUGAAAAGUUCAAGCGAGAGCGAGAAGCAGCCAAUGAGAAAGCCACAGCAAAUGCAUUGGCAUCCGCUCGUGGCCCUCUCGAGCUGGCUGGUGGUGUGCAACGAGACGUCUCGAAUCUGAACCUCACUACCCAAGCCCCCUACAAAGGGCCUUUUGGCAUCACGAUUCGUCCUCCACCGUCGCAGGCUUUCCUCGACAAACCACGCGAGAAGGCGCAAUGGAUCAAAUACUACGAGGACCAGGCCAUGAUCAUCAAGGACAACGCGACUCCCCAAAUUAGCACACUCGCUCGGCUCGGACCUGCAUUCUUGGUCUUUCUGUCAGUCCUCGUCGGGUGCUGGUUCCUGCACCAGAAUUAUACGCCACCACCGACUUCUGCACGGCUCUGGCCGGAGACUCCUCCAGCAAUCGCAACUCUCUGGGCAAUCACAGGACUCUUGGUCGCUACCUUCUGCCUGGGCCGGAUUCCGCAACUGUACAGAAGUUACUCAAAAUACGGGGCUUGCGUCCCCGCGUACCCCUACGCCUUCUCUAUCAUAGGAUGCAUGUUCCGACACGACAAAGUCGUUCAUCUUGCCAGCAAUCUCCUCACGCUCUGGCUUUUCGGUGUCUUCCUCCACGAGGAUGUAGGACGAGGAACUUUCCUCGCCAUUUAUCUUGCAUCUGGCGUGACAGGAUCGUAUUCUGCACUUUUGUACAAUGUUCUGCGAAAACAGUGGAUGGUCUAUGUGUUCGGAUCUUCUGGUUCCGUAUUGGGAGUGACCGCCGCAGCAUGCACAUUGAGACCAACAGGAUCGAUCACGGUAUUUGGGUACACUGUACCAGUCUACGCCUGGAUGUAUCUAGCUUUCAUUGGCGUGAUGGAGGUCACUGCCGCGAUCAAGGCGGCGAAGACGACUAUUGAUCACGCCGGCCACGUCGGAGGUAUCAUAGCCGGCGGAGCCUCUGCACUGGCAUUGAGGUAUCAGAAUGCAGCUGCGCAGAAUAAACCCACUGAAGGUGGAGAUGGCAGUACAGGUCAGAUGAUGAAGAGAGACCUGAAAGAAGUUGCCGAUGAAUUGAAGAGGGAAGCAAAGGCAGCACUAUAGUGUUGUCCCUGUGCUUCUCAACCAAGCCGAGAAAUGUAGACAUACCAAAGAUACCCAGUAAACGCGAAUACAAGGAGGUUCAAGCCUGGAAGUGACUCGGGGAGAACAGGUACUACAUGUACCAACCACACGCGCCAUGUCUUCGUCGCAACAAAAACACAAAUUGAUUGAGUCCGCUUACAAGCCACACGUUCGGUCAGAGAAAUGGCCAUGCCGCUUGCACCUCUGACCUUGGCCGGGCACGUCGUAAUCACGAGAAAAGAAAAGAGCUAUACUAUACAGAC
Messenger RNA from Sphaerulina musiva SO2202, 2400 nucleotides. RefSeq lists its product as uncharacterized. Lineage: Eukaryota; Fungi; Ascomycota; Dothideomycetes; Mycosphaerellales; Mycosphaerellaceae. Gene Ontology annotation, cellular component: membrane. The transcript has a single exon. Gene Ontology annotation, molecular function: serine-type endopeptidase activity. The record is from RefSeq and is a predicted model, not a curated record. The coding region runs from base 119 to 2116 and encodes 665 amino acids.